AGGAUCUUCGUCUUGUUUUGCCUGUGGCAAUGGCUUCAGGAACAGCAUUGAUUUAUGAUGAGGAAAUGACCAGUCAUAAACUACUUUGGAAUGAUCCAAUUUGUGAUAUUGAAGUACCAGAAAGACUGUCAUCGUCUUAUGAGCAGCUUAAACAUUACCAUCUUGUGGAAAGAUGCGUCCGUGUGCCUGCCAGAGAAGGAAGCGAGGAGGAGAUCCUGUUGGUUCACAGUUCUGAGCACUUGGAAGUUGCCAAAAGCACCCAGACAAUGAAUGAAGAAGAGCUGAAAAGUGUUUCUGGGAAUUAUGACGCUUUUUUCUUUCAUCCGAGCACUUACCGCUGUGCCAAAUUAGCAGUAGGAGCAAGUCUGCAACUGGUCGACUCUGUGCUGUCAGGAAAAGUGUGCAAUGGAAUGGCACUAGUAAGGCCUCCAGGUCACCACAGCCAGAGGAAUGCAGCAAAUGGGUUCUGUUUAUUCAACAAUGUUGCUAUUGCAGCAAAAUAUGCAAAAAUAAAAUAUGGUCUACAGAGAAUCCUAAUUGUUGACUGGGAUGUGCACCAUGGGCAAGGAACUCAAUAUGUUUUUGAAGAGGAUCCAAGUGUUUUGUAUUUUUCGUGGCAUCGCUAUGAACAUCAGGAAUUCUGGCCAUCACUUAAGGAAUCUGAUUAUGACGCUGUAGGUUUGGAAAGAGGAAAAGGGCGUAAUAUAAAUUUGCCUUGGAAUAAGGUUGGCAUGGGAAAUUCAGAUUAUCUUGCUGCUUUUUUUCAUGUCUUGCUUCCAAUGGCUUUUGAGUUUGAUCCUGAGCUGGUUCUUGUGUCCUCUGGAUAUGAUUCAGGAAUUGGAGACCCUGAGGGUCAGAUGAAUGCCACUCCUGAUGUUUUUGCCCAUCUUACCCACUUCCUCAUGCAGCUAGCUAAUGGAAGGCUGUGUGUUAUCCUGGAGGGUGGUUACCAUUUGAAGUCAUUGGCUGAAUCAGUCUGCAUGACUGUGAAAACUUUGCUUGGGGAUCCUGUACCUCAAAUAACUGGAGAAAUGGCUCCUUGUCUAAGUGCUAUUGAAUCUAUUCAAAAUGUGAGAGCAGCACAUAAGCCCUACUGGAAAUGUUUGAUGUAUGAAGAUGCAUCUUUUUUACAAAAUCCGAGCACUAAAUUACACCUGCUAGAGAAGGCUAAUUCAAAUUCCUUCACAGAAGAUGAGUCUAAGAUAACCAAUAAAGAUGAAACAGUCAAAGUAGAAAGGUUUUUGGAAUUGCACAUGAAAAAUAUUCUAUUUCCCGUACCUCCCAUCAAAACAGCAGCAACAAUUGAGUCUAAAGCUUCAGCACAUUUGCUCCCACUAUCUGUCCAUGUGGUGAAGGAAAUGGACAUGAAUGAAGUUAAAGCUCUUGUCAGUGCCUAUUAUGGAGACCUUGUGAAAGAGGAUGAAAUUUUGCUUUCUCUUGGGAGUAUGUUGGCUGUCCUAGAUAAAAUACUUACAAAGCAGGCAUGCAAUGGAAUUGCAGAAUCACCCAGAGUUUCCCUUUCUGCUGCUGUUGCAUUAAGACAUUCUGUUCGUUUUGGAUUUCAAAGAGUGCUCUGCAUAUUUGUGGGAGACAUGGAAAUCACACCAAACACAGAGGACGGAAGAAUACUCAUGAUACAUGUUUGUGAGAAACAACAAUCUGAAAGGACCAACUCCAAAUACUAUAUCUCACUGAACUGGAAGGAGGGUGCUGAAGGAAAUGAUUUCUUUUCUGCUGUAUUUGGAUUCAUUCUUCCAGUAGCAUAUAGUUAUCAAGCCAAUUUAACAAUAAUAGCUGUUGGACCAAACAGGAGCCUUGGAAUAAAUGGGAUUUCUUUGCUCGUUGGUUUACUGCGAGGGCUAGCUGAGUCUCGAAUUCUUGCAGUGAUUGAGAACACAGAGAUGAAUCUAAUGCAAACUAUAGCUAAAGCCUUAGCGGGUGAUCCUACACCUGACUUUGGAGUCUAUAUCUAG
Messenger RNA from Tinamus guttatus (white-throated tinamou), 1973 nucleotides. The record is from RefSeq and is a predicted model, not a curated record. NCBI's taxonomy places the organism in Eukaryota, Metazoa, Chordata, Aves, Tinamiformes, Tinamidae.